AUGUUACAACUUCGAGAAGUUAUCGGAAAGAAUGACACAUAUCUGUCUUCCCGUGGCGUGCAGGGAUUGACUGUGAGCGUCGUUUUCACAAGCCUGGCAACUUGCUUUGUGGCCCUGAGGAUGUAUACCCGGAUCAAGCUCAUGAGACGUGUGGAAGCAAAUGACUGGAUGGUGGUCAUUGCCUUGGUCAAUUCAUAUGUCUUCAUGAGCCUAGACAUUGUCGAGGCUGUCAGUGGCAUGGGCAUGCACUUUGUAGAUAUCCCGCCUCACAUCUUUAUACGACAAAUGAAGGCCUUCUGGCUCACCAUCCCUUUUUACAACGCCGCCGUGCUUUGUGCCAAAGCCUCGAUCUUGAUGCAGUAUUUCCGAGUGUUCCCUACACAACGAAUGCGCGUGGUCUGUUGGAUAAUGAUCUCGAUACUGGGAAUCUACGGUACUUGGGCGGUGCUCAGUGCUUUCUUGAACUGUAUUCCAGUUGCCAAAUUCUGGGAUGACUCAAUCCAAGGCUCUUGUUUGAGCAAGACCGCACUCUGGUUCUCGAACGCCAGUAUGCAUAUAGCGACCGAUCUUGCUAUUCUCAUCAUUCCCAUCCCAGCUCUUAUGGCGGUCGAUUUACCACGAAGGCAAAAAUUUGCAUUGAUGGUUAUGUUCGCCUUAGGUGGAUUUGUUUGCAUCACCAGUAUCGUCCGUCUUGUCAGUUUGAAGACAAUAUCCGAUUCCACCGACCCCACCUACGACAACGUCGGCGCGGCAUCCUGGUCAGCAAUUGAAUGCAAUACAGGAAUUAUCUGUGCUUGCCUACCAACCCUCAAACCGCUCAUUGCACGUCUCUUCCCCGGAAUGAUCACCACAUUCAGCGGAAGCAGUCCCACUCACGGCGACACAACCCAACGUAUCUCCACCUGGAACGGCGAUGAAUCAACCCUCGGCGCACCAUGUGAAGACCCCGAGUAUGGUGCUGGAGAUCCCGAGCGCAUUCUUGAGCUUGUUCCUGGGCGUGGAUUCAAAUCACCCCAAACCGAGGUUACUCAACAACCGAUGGGAAUGACUCAGGUACAUCCAAUGCCUGCGCCCCAGAUACUGCCAAACCAUCGAGUCACUCAUUCGACGGAUUCAUACUCGUCGUUCAAUUGA
Penicillium salamii is the source of this 1134-nucleotide messenger RNA. Lineage: Eukaryota; Fungi; Ascomycota; Eurotiomycetes; Eurotiales; Aspergillaceae. The record is from the annotation of a GenBank genome assembly.